Molecule: messenger RNA, 1818 nt
Organism: Miscanthus lutarioriparius
Lineage: Eukaryota; Viridiplantae; Streptophyta; Magnoliopsida; Poales; Poaceae
Source: the annotation of a GenBank genome assembly
AUGGAGGACACAGUAGCGGAGAAGAAGCCCCGGACCGCCGGCGACGGCGACGGAGACGGCUGCAACGGCGAGCCCUCCGGCACCGCAGAGAGCAGCGGCGGCGGGGGUGGCGGCCUGGUCGAGAGGCUCCCCGAGGCGCUCCUGGUGGAGGUGCUGGGCCGUCUCGACCUCGACGACGCCUGCUCCGCCGCCGCGUCCUGCCGCUCGCUCCACGCCGCCGCCAACGCCGCCCUCUCCGCCGUCACCGCCAUCGACCUCUCCGCCUUUGCCCCGUCGAACGCCAUCCUAGGCAGGAUUCUCGCGGGGAACGGCGCGGUCCGCAUCCUCACCGUCAAUUGCAGCCUCCUCGACGACUCCGCCGCCUCCGUCAUCGCCAGGGGUAGCCUGCGCGAGCUCUCGCUGCUCAAGUGCUCCUUCUCCAUGAGCUUCUUUGUGGCUGUUGGCGCAGGAUGCCGCAAUUUAAGAUCGUUGAAGCUGGAGAUGGCGGUUGCUCCGGACAUUCUAUAUUCUCGUUAUUCUGGAUUCGGUACUUGCCUAGCACCUAUCUACACGGGAUGUGUUUACUUGGAGACUCUUUGGGUGAAGUUCCCUCUGCUAGAUCCACGCACAGCUGAAUACGAGACUGGAACCGGAUUGCCUCUCAUUCCUAGUAACAUCAAGGACCUGUUGCUACAGCCUGUAUCUCAUUCUAGGGCAAAGACAGUCUUCCUGAAAACCACAUCUCUGAACAAACACAUCACUGACAGUUUGGAAUCACUCUCUUUAGUUCUCGACACAAUAACGGAUGAACUCGUUAUGUUGAUCACCAGUAAUGUCCACAAGUUGGUUGAGCUGUGCCUGGAAGAUGAACCUGUUACCCAACCAAAUUUGCCUGAAGAUUUGACCAAUGUUGGGCUUCAAGCACUUGGCUUAUGCCACAACUUGAGACAUUUGUCUCUGACACGUCGUUGCUGCGACUUCAGACGGGUAAGUGAUGCAGGGUAUGCAGCCCUUCUCCACUCUGGGAAGGACCUGAAGAAGUUUGAGGUCAGCAACGGCUCGUGCUUGUCAGACUUGGCAUGCCUAGAUCUUGAAAAGGCAGCUCCAAACAUUUCAGAAGUGAGGUUGCUUAACUGUGCUCUCCUAACUAGUGAUACCGCCAAAUCUCUAGCACCCUGCACUAACUUGAGGGUUCUCGAUCUCUCGGGUUGCAAGAGCAUUGCAGACUCUGGCUUGGUUUCCAUCUCAAAGCUCCCCAACCUAACUCUACUGGAUCUUGCUGGAGCUGACAUUACUGAUGCGGGUUUAUCAGCACUCGGUAAUGGGAGGUGCCUGAUAUCUUCUUUGUGCUUGAGAGGGUGCAGAAGGAUCGGCAGUAAUGGAAUAGCUUCACUGUUGUGCGGGACUGGCACCAUCAACAAAACAUUAAUUUCGCUUGACAUCGGGAAUGUACCAAGAAUAUCAUGUCGGGCUGUGACAGUGAUUGCCAGGAACUGUGAGCAGAUAAGCAGCCUGUGUCUGCGGAACUGCCUCCUCAUAACUGAUUCGUCUCUCGAAGUGCUAGGUUCUAUGGGAUGCGACUCCAGUAAAUGUUCCCUGAGAAUGCUUGAUCUUGCCUACUGCAGUAAGCUGUCUCGAAACUUCCUGAGACACUUUGAGCCACCACAGUUCCGAGGGCUGCGGUGGCUUGGCGUCGGUAAGAAUGUGGCACAACGUCGUGGCUGCAGCCCGACAGUUGCGGAGGUUCUGGAGCGAAAGCCUGGAUUAACCAUCUGCUGCAACGCCUGCGACAUGGGCUGCAGGAACAAGUCCCAUCCAGACAUUCGUUUUCUUCAGUAG